Perkinsus marinus ATCC 50983 is the source of this 234-nucleotide messenger RNA. RefSeq lists its product as hypothetical. The transcript has a single exon. Bases 1 to 234 code for a protein of 77 amino acids. The record is from RefSeq and is a predicted model, not a curated record. NCBI's taxonomy places the organism in Eukaryota, Perkinsozoa, Perkinsida, Perkinsidae.
AUGACCAACCCUAAAUCUUCUCGCCCGAUGGACGGUGCUGCUGCUCGUCGUAUCAUGUCUACGGCUUAUGGCAACUCAGGCUCGGUCGAGAGUGGCUCCUUUGCUGCUCGUGCUCAGUCGGCAGCUCAGCGCAAUAUGAACAAUGGUGUUGUGCCAGGAUGGAGUGCAAGUGCCAAUAGUGGCGCCUCCAAAGGCAGUGGCGGUUAUAUCCGUGGAAACGGCUCCAACAAGUAA